Messenger RNA from Colletotrichum paranaense, 345 nucleotides. RefSeq lists its product as uncharacterized. Lineage: Eukaryota; Fungi; Ascomycota; Sordariomycetes; Glomerellales; Glomerellaceae. Bases 1 to 345 code for a protein of 114 amino acids. The record is from RefSeq and is a predicted model, not a curated record. The transcript has a single exon.
AUGGCAAAGUUGCUCCCUUCCAGCGCCGAGCUGCGAGGCAUUGAUAUGGACACCACCAAGUUUCCGCCACCAUCAGACUUGCCUCCAAACAUUUUUCUUCUGCAGCAUAAUGCGUUGAAGACGUUUUCAGAGGAGAUGCAUGGAUCAUUCGACAUGAUACACAUACGCUUGAUUGGCCUGGAAUGCGAAAGGAGGAUUGGGGAACUGUGGCGGCGAAUGCGUUCGCGCUCUUGCGCUCCGGGGGGUACAUCCACUGGGAAGAAGCCGGCGAUAUGUCCUGGAAGUGCGUCCCGCCUAGCCACGCUUUCGACGAGUGGUCUCGAAUCAGAAUGUUGUGGUCCAUGA